Messenger RNA from Lichtheimia ornata, 1206 nucleotides. RefSeq lists its product as uncharacterized. Lineage: Eukaryota; Fungi; Mucoromycota; Mucoromycetes; Mucorales; Lichtheimiaceae. The transcript has a single exon. The record is from RefSeq and is a predicted model, not a curated record. Gene Ontology annotation, molecular function: protein binding. The coding region runs from base 1 to 1206 and encodes 401 amino acids.
AUGUCGAACCAACGUUUUAUCACUUUGCAUAAACCACAGGAGCAAGAACAGCCUGUUGGUGAACUUCAGCUAUCCUCAAGAGCCUUACGCCCAAGUUUGAUCAGUGGAAACACAAUGAGCAAUAUGGGGUAUGGUGGAGAAAUUGCAUACAAUCCUGCAACGCUGCCAACAAUUCCGGAUUUUGACCUUUCAUUGUAUGAUGAAAACUUACAACAACAGCACGCUUUUGGCCAAUACAACAACCUUGAGACUGGGAUCAACGGCUACCAGCAAUGUAGUACCGAAGUUGACAUUGUCAACAGCUACUUGCCUUCUCCUUCCAUUAGCUAUUCAAGCAGCACAACCGAAGACUUGGGUAGUAGCGGGGGUAUCGUUAGCACAUGGUCUGUGCACAAUAUAAACUCCAUCGUUGGAUCCACACCUGGAGCUUCUCAACAACAAUACCAUCGACAUCACCAUCAAGCAACGUUUUCAACAAGCGGAUCGGCAUCAAGUUUCUCGACACCACCAUGGUGUACUCCUCUUUCCCCUGUGUCCAAUAGCUCCAUUGCGGUAUGUACAAAUUGGGAAGUUCCUGCUUGGAUGUUGUGCUCAUUCACACCAACCAUGAUUAAGAAUGACUGCAUCAGCACAUUCAAAGUUAUUGGCUACAAAUGGAACUUUGACGAUAAGCUGCAUUACAAUGCAAUCACUGCCAGGGUCGACCCAUUGCUAGAUGAUCCCAAAAACCUCCCACCAGGACCUUUCUUUGUGGCUCGUAGAUACGUACCCAAAAGUCACGGCAUAGAUGAAAUUCGGAUCGAUUCGAAUGAUCGAAUCAUGGUCUAUCGUGUCAUGGAAGAUGGAUGGUGCGUUGGUGGAAAAUGCUCAGCUCCCCUUGUAUGCGGUUAUUUUCCCGUUGGAUGCCUCUUGAUGGAAUCACUUUCACAACUUGACAAUACGCACCCGCAUCUCGCUGAUAUCUGGCGCCGUUUUUCGGAUUGUACACGAAAACCCCCCACUCGCAAAGAAUCAUUGGUGUGUCUUGCCUGUAACGGUAAUUCCGAUUUCCAGAGUCGUAAGAGCUUGAACCGCCAUCUCCGAACCAGCAUAAAGCACAGACCUCGCCAUCGUCGAAGGCAAUGCAAAGCAUGUGGUGAGUGGCUAUCUAGGACAGAUGCUUUUCGUAGGCAUCAACGAAGCCAACAUGAUGGCACACCACCAUAG